This is a messenger RNA of Danaus plexippus (monarch butterfly), 6566 nucleotides long. RefSeq lists its product as uncharacterized. Gene Ontology annotation, biological process: regulation of transcription by RNA polymerase II. Gene Ontology annotation, cellular component: piccolo histone acetyltransferase complex. Bases 401 to 3985 code for a protein of 1194 amino acids. The record is from RefSeq and is a predicted model, not a curated record. The transcript is spliced from 16 exons. Lineage: Eukaryota; Metazoa; Arthropoda; Insecta; Lepidoptera; Nymphalidae.
AUUACAAAUCUAUCUCAAAUAAAUAAAUUAUAUUUAAUUAUGUAACAAUAUAGUAAUAUUUCUGUGCAUUUAAAUAAAAAAUAAAAUUAAGGAUUAAAAAUGGCGAAAUUGGUCCCGCGUGUUUCCUUCCCGCGCACGUCGCGCUAGGUGGAAGUUGGUCAUGGUCGUCCGCCAAACGGAAAGCCGCCAUGAUGGCUUUCUGUGAAGUACGCUCAAUAUGUAAAGUUUCGUUAUUGUUUUUCAUUAAUUGUGACUGAGUGUGUGCAAAAAUUAACCAUGGGAACGAACUAGAGAGUGCCAAGUGUGGUUUACGGUCCUUUAGGACCUCCUGGAGGAGCAAUAAAGUGUUUUAUAAGUGCAUUUUUGUGUCGACGCUAGCGUGUUUUGUUCUGUCAACAAAAUGUCGAAGCUCUCGUUUAGGGCGAGGGCCCUGGAUGCGUCUAAACCUAUGCCCAUAUAUCUCGCCGAGGAGCUCCCGGAUUUACCGGACUACUCGGCGAUUAAUCGUGCUGUACCUCAAAUGCCCUCUGGUAUGGAGAAAGAGGAGGAAAGUGAGCAUCACCUCCAGAGGGCUAUAUCAGGCACGGGCCUCAUCAUACCGACGCCGGAGGUAUGCCAGGUGUCGGACGUGGAGUUUUACGAGGCCUGCUACCCGCCGGACUACAAGAUGCCCAAACAGCAUAUACACAUGCAGCCGCUAUGGGAGGAACAAGAGGCGCCGGAGUAUGACAUCGACACAGAGGACGAGAGGUGGCUGAAACAACAGAGGCAUCCAGAGUUGACAGACUUAAAGUUCGAGCAAAUGAUGGACAAGUUGGAGAAGAGCUCCGGUCAGACGGUUGUGACCCUCAACGAGGCCAAGCUUCUGCUGGAGAGGCACGACGACCUGGUCAUAGCCGUGUACGACUACUGGCUCAACAAGCGGCUCAGCACUCAACAUCCGCUGGUGCUAUCUGUGAAGACGGAAAACCGCCCCGGACAAUCCACCAACAACCCCUACCUCGCGUUCAGAAGACGGACGGAGAAAAUGCAGACCAGGAAAAACAGGAAAAACGACGAGAGUUCAUACGAGAAAAUGCUGAAGCUACGCCGUGAUCUGGCGCGAGCUCUGUCUCUGUUGGAGUUGGUGGCGAGGAGGGAGAGAGCCAAGCGGGAGCUGGUGCGGCUCACGGCGCUGCUGGCUGAGAGGAGGUACGGCGCUGGGGACUACACGCACCCCGCCGCUACCGACAACACACACAGGCCUACAUACCAAGUACCGAUCACAGCGACCAGCUUCAGACGGGAGUACGCCGCGCCUUACCCGCCACCCGCGCCGCUAGACGCCAGACAGCGUGAGAAACGUCCCUACAAGAGACGGAAGCAUCGCCACUACGUACCCGCGGUUCCGCACAGAGAUUCCGGCGUCUGUACGUCCUCGGAGGAGGAGGUCGCCCCGCUCGACGACGGACCCUUCGCCUUCAGGCGCAAGCCGGGGUGUUUCUAUGAGAUGCCGACGGCCACCUUAUACGGUGACCCUGUGGACCCCGACGAUACAAGCAAGGACGGCCUAUUCCAACACGAACUGGACGAGAAGACCAGGUUCACGCUGACAUCUCUGCGUCUGCCGUACUCGCAUUGCGUGGGCUUCGCUCGCCGGAGACGAGGUCGGGGCGGCCGCGUGAUGCUGGACCGGAUACGGACUCCUCUCGACGACCUGUGGAGGAGACUCACCUUCACACACACGGAGGGACACGAGGAGAGGGAGCGGAGGGCCGAGGAGGUCGAACUGGAGACUAAGCCGCACAGAAGCCCGAAGGAAAUGAAGACGGACUACCACGCGGGCGGGAAGUACCCGUGGCGACACGCGUUCAGGCGACAUCUGGCCGAUAACCCCCACCUGUGGACCGAACCUGUCGGCGAUGACGUCUUAGACGUCAAGGCCGACGUCCACGUAAAGAUCAACGGCGAAGACGUCAAAAUAGACGUCGACGAGGUCAAGAUAGAGCCGAUGGACGUCGAUAGUGAAAGAGUUUUACCCGAAACGGACAUUAGUGAUAGUGUUGAGGACGUUAGUGAAAAGAGAACUAUAGACAGACUAGUUACUGACAAUCUCAAUAGGGUUAUAAGGAAGAGGACCUGGAGCGGCUGCACCGACAGCAGCUACGACUCAGAUGACAGUCUGCAGCCUGUAGAGAAGGAGUUCGAGAAAUUCAUCAACAAAGUCAAUAGGAAAUGGUUACAUUUCCGACCGAAAACCCCACCGCCGUCACCUCCAUACGUGGAUAACCCCGCGGAGGAUCAACUUCCGCUGGCCGUGGACACGCCGCUCGCCGUGGAACUCACCUCCAAACCCUCGGUCGGCGCCCUCGACACGUUCACCACCUCCGAGUUCACGCUCUCCGACCUCUACGACAUCAGCGUGCCGGAAGCCAACGGCCCGUCGGAGAUCAGCGACGACCUCCCCGAGAACUUCACGGGCUUCACGGACGAUCAGGUCGAGAGCAUCCUCUCGGACACGGAUCUGAAGGCGCUCGAAGACAAGAAGUCGACGGACGACCUGCUGGAGGAGCUGGUGAGGGAUGUGGACACGGGGAAAUCUUUUUUAUGUCAAGGCCGGAGCCCUGGGACGCGGGCUGGCUCUGGCCGCAACGAAGCGUUCGGCUGCAGCGUAGUGGACGUGCGAUCGGAGCGGGAAGCCGUAUACGUGCCGGUGGAGACCCGGCCUCCACCCCCGGCGACUCCGCCCCCGCCGCCCAGGAACGAAAUCCCGGCGACCCUCAGGAAACCAGCGCCCCCGCCGCCCAGGCGACCGCCCAGCGACCCAGACACCACGCAGAUCGUCACGGUCGCCGUCUCCGACAGUCUCAAGGUGCGUCUGGCUAGUCAAGGAGCGACGGCGGCCACCGCGGCCGGGACUGUGGUCGGCUUACUGCAGAACGGACCAUUCGCCACUAUGCUGCCAGUCGCAAGCGUCGCGAGCGUGGCGAGUGUAGCGAACGUCACGGCCGGAAGCGGGAAAAUGACGAAUGUCGCAAACGUGGCUAACGUGGCCAAUGUAGCUAAUGUUGCUAACGUGGCUAGCGUCGCCAACGUGAACGUGUCAGUGGCGAACGCCAAUCGUCGCGUCACGCCGUUCGUCCAGUUAGCUCCGGCCGCGUUAGGUCACAAACCUCUCCAGCUUCACCACUCGCCGUCGGUAGUGGUCGGGCCGCCCGUGCACCACGUGACGCCGAGCAAACUGAAAGUGUUGCACGCACACCCACUGACCAACUCGCAACGAGCACAACUGUUCGCACAGAACCGCUCCCUGGCCCAGCUGCCGGGCAUGGUGUCCCUCGCCGCUCUAGGCGACGCCAAGAUAAAACCUCACGGCUCAGUGGCGCAGUACUACGAGAUAAAGGGCGGCCAGCUGGGCAAACCGCACCUGGUCAACGUGCUCCGACAACCGCCGCCCAAGACACAAGCAGCGAGGAUCGACCUGAACGACGCCAAGAAACGACCGUUCAUAUUCGACGGCACGCUGAAAGGGAACAUGGCCGCCGCGAGUAGACCGCACCGGGUCAGCGUGAGCCUGGACGGGCGGCAGCUGGUGCGGGCGGCGCUGCCCGCGGUGCGGCACCAGAUACAGCUGAAGAACAGGACGCUGCAGGUGGCCGCGCCCAGCGCCCGCUCCGCCGCCGAGCCCUCCACCAGCAUCACGAUAGCGCCCACCAAGACCGCCACCAUCGCCAGCUCGGUGGUCGCCAAUCUUCUCCAGAAGAACGUCCAGCUGCCCAAGGGUCAGAAGAUCGCCAUAUCCGGCCCCGGCGGACAAGCGCUCGCGGCCAACGUCCAGGCCAUCGCCUUCACCACGGCACAGCUCAAGGCGCGACAGAGCAGGAUGAUGCCGCAGACAAGACCGCCUCCUGUAGCCGAGAUAGUGGAAACCUCCUCCGCACCUAGCGCGGCCCCCGACGACGAAGACGGCGUCCGGCGCACCGAGACUAUGAUGGAGGUCACGUGACGAGCGCCGCGGGAGACACGGCCGGGGGGCCUCGCACACACACGGGGGCCUCGCACUAGUGGACGUCGCUGCAUACUACCACCCGGGGGCCUCGGACAACAUUCACAGGACUCGCACGAGGAGAGCUCCCUUCUUGCUACCAUUCGGAGGCCUCACAUGUGGGGACGACACUCCAUACUACCAGAGGGCUUCGGAUAUCACACGGGAGCCUCGAUAUCGUCCCGGAGGCCUUGCUCGUGUGGACAUCACCCUAUACCACGACUAGAAGGCCUCGGACACACGGAUGUUAUAACUAUAUAUAAUCGUAGUACACUUAAAGUAUAAACAUGUUAGUCGACUGUUCUCCAUGUAUCCGCGUAUCGCGUCGUUGCCGCAUGCUCUAACGACUUGUGAUAGUUGAAUGUGUUUUGGUUGACGAGUUGUUGCCGGUGUCAUAACUCAUCGCUAGCUCGCGUCGUGCGCGUGUCGUGUCCGUGUAUCUCCCGGGAGACUGUUCGGUUCACUUUUAACAUUACCGUUAUAAACUUACCCAAAUAUGGUCCAUUAUAGUGUAAAGCAAGCUUCAUUAAAAAUAAUUUAAGUGGCUGUGACAUAGUUAAUACAUGUAACACGUAGCACUUGCCAGCCUCUCACAUGUAUAGGUGUUUAGCGUGUCCCGUGCCGCUGUAGACGCGCCGGGGACGGUCGGGCACACCGCGCCCUUCCUUAUAUUAAUAUCAGUCAUUAGAUGGAUAGACUGUGGCUGGCAACGCGUUUAGGUUUUUGUUUAGCGAAACUUUCUGUAGGAAUUUCACGCUAUAUGAAAAUGAUAAAAAAAAAUAUUUAAAAAAUAUGCGAUAAAUCGUCGUUGAGUGUAUUUAAUGUAUGAAUUUGUAAUAUAACGGCAUUAUUGUAUUAUAUAGUUUGUAUAAUUGCUGUGAGGGCUGGCGGGUCCAGCGGGCCUCGUGGGUCCGGCGGGAGGGGGGAGGGAGGGGAUACGAACUGUAGGAGUUCAGCUCAUGAGACGCGUGCUGUGACAUAGAGCCGAACGUCUGCGACCCUGGACAUGUACAUACCGACGUCCCGACACAUACAAAUAUUCUUUUUUUGUUUUAAAGAGAAGAUACUCACAAUCAUAAUGUAUUCAACGCUGUAUGACACAGCACGCGGGCGCCGCAGACGGCGAGAGGGAAACUAUCGUCAGAUUUUUUUUUAAUGUAAGCCCCGCAGACGCCGACGCAUCCCCGGCCUGCGGGUCGUUCAAUGUAUUUAUUGUACUGUAGUUACUUUAUUAGUUCAAAAACUAUAUAUAUUAUAUAACGACAGCUUUAUGUCGGCGGUUAUUUCGUAAGCCAAAUAUAUUACACAACCCCACAACGGUAUCCAUGAUGUCUUUAGUUUACCGCUAACAUAAUGUACACAUACAAACACACACUCGGUAGACUGCUGCAUGUAACCCUUUAGAUGAAGCUUCUGUACCUUAUGGUCGCUGAUGAUUCACUCCUUGAUAAAGAAGAAUACGAUUUGUGUAAAAAAAAAGCAAACAAGAAAUAUGUUAUAUGUAUGUAAAGUAUGACAUCAAGUGAGAUAACAAAUAAGUAUUUUUGGAAAUGUUUUGUAAGGAUCCGUUAUGUCCCGUUACUUUUCGCUUUUAAGUAUGAUUGUUGAUGUCCGCCCCGCCGCCGCUCGGCGCGCGGGGAGUCCCGAGGCAGGGAUCUGCUGUAGAUUACACUUACUCGUUUAGAAACGUUAUGAAAUGCAUACGACAUAUAUAAUAAAUUGAACAAAACGCACUGUAAGUAAAGUGUAGUUACUUCUUUUGUCAAAUUUAAAUACAAUUCGUAAUAUCUCGUUAAAAAUAAUGAGGAAAAAUUAGAAAAAAAAUAAUAAUAACUAAAUUAAUAAAAUAUAUCCUAAUAUCGUGGUUAUGUAUAUUAAUGUAACGUUGGGGUUUUAAUAUAGCUGUGCGGAACCUGUAUCGAGUCGUUCACGCACGUCUUGUUGUUUCAUUCAUAUAAAAAAUACGCGGCACGUUUUUCCAGGCCGGCUCCGCGGAGUGCGCCCGGACAGACGUGACGAUCAAAAAAAAUUAAUGGUUUUAACUAUGUCUAUACAUGUAUAAUUGGUAAGUAUCAUAUACUGUACAAAAGGCUGCAAAUUUGGGAAGAAAAUGUGAAAAAAAAAAAUUGGCCUCAUUUUUGGGGCUGUUAACAUACGCUUAGUAAAGUGGAUAGGAAAAUGUGUACCUCAUAAGUUUCUGAUUCGUAGUCUAGGCCGGCGGGUGCUUUGAAUGCUUCCCGCUAGAGGGCGCUGUAUUUUCCUUAGCUUGUCUCUCGGGGCCGGCGCCGGCGCGCGGCGCGUCCCGCUUGCUACAUUAUUUUUUUUUGUAAAUAUUACUUUAUCGAUGUUUAGUUGUCGGACGUCCUUCGGGCGACGUGACGCUCGGUUUCGAGCCGGGGAGGCAUUCAAAGGAUCCGUAUUUAUUAAUAAAAAAAAUCGCUGUAAAUUGUUUGUAAAAUAGUCAUGUUCAGAAUUUCAGUGUAGUUUUGUUGAUUAAUUUUUUUCAACCGAAAAUUGCUGAAUAAAGCGACGAUUCUGUUUC